Molecule: messenger RNA, 978 nt
Organism: Talaromyces amestolkiae
Lineage: Eukaryota; Fungi; Ascomycota; Eurotiomycetes; Eurotiales; Trichocomaceae
Exons: 2
Coding region: 1-978 (325 amino acids)
Source: RefSeq, a predicted model, not a curated record
AUGGUGUUCAUUCCCAGAGCAUACAAGAACCACUAUCUGGCGCUGUAUUUGAUGUGCGCCGAGAUACCAUUCAUUCUGCCAGUACUCAUUUUGACCGGUAUCGCUUCACACAAUACAUAUACGACGAAAUUAUGGCAAGAUGGAGCAAACAACGGCUUUAAUAGCGCUCCCAACCAAGUCGUCUACGCUUUGACAAACGGCCGAACAUACAAAGUGCCGAUUGUCUGGAGUUCACUUUUGUACAACUUCAACCUUGUCAUUGGUGUCCUCAGCACUUUCGUCAUCCUAACAAAGGUACCCAUCCACGUACUUCGUUUCUUCUACCCUCCAGUCUCGGCUGUCGUGCACGGCACCCUAUGCAUCCUCUAUAUUGCUGCUGCAUGCUUCCAAGCCGGCUCCGACACGACAGAUUCUCGUCAUCCCCAACGCGGGCCACCCUGGUACAUCACCAAAAAAUGCACCGUGGCCUACAGCCCCAGUAACAUCGGAUACUGUCAACAGGCAAAAGCCCUGUUCGCUUUGACUGUUAUCGUGAUUGUGAUAUACUUUGUCGAGACCAUACUGGCGAUCAUGUCCUGCUUCGUCAGCCAAGAAGAGAAGGAUGCAUGGCGAAGACGCCAGGAAGAGAAACGCGAAGAAAAGGAAGCCGAAGACCGUGCAUUGCGCGAGUACGAGGAUAUCAUCAACUCACCUGCUUUCCCUCCUCCAGCCCUGCCUGGUGCCGCGUACACCCCAGGGCUGCAACCGAUGGGCUCGCCUUAUCAUCAAACACAUUUCUUCCAAAGCCAGGGACAAUAUCAGUCUCUCAACGACCCAUCCCCAUCAUCAUCCAGUGACCUCCCAUUCCGAAACUGGAAUACGCCCAAGACGUCUUCAUUCUCUAACGGCGGCCACGUCUCCAUUAACAUCUCGGAAGCGGCCGAACAACCACAGGAACAGCCUUACUUUCCACCACCGCCUAAGAAGGCUAACAAAUAG